This is a messenger RNA of Thrips palmi, 1146 nucleotides long. RefSeq lists its product as uncharacterized. The transcript has 6 exons. The record is from RefSeq and is a predicted model, not a curated record. Bases 16 to 1146 code for a protein of 376 amino acids. Lineage: Eukaryota; Metazoa; Arthropoda; Insecta; Thysanoptera; Thripidae.
CAAAGUAUUGCCAACAUGCCUCACAUCUUUGUGGAGAGGGCUCAAUCAAGUGUCCUGAAGUUUCUGGGCACUGCGGACACCAGGGCCGAAGCCCUGUUCCUCCUCGGGCAGUGCCACCCUGAAGAGGCACCUACAGUUGUGGUGUCCGUAGUGUGCCAGAAACUUCUGUUCCGUUUAAUGGAACUAAUGACGGCGCAACACCUGAAGACCAUCAAGGCAGUGACAGCGUUGGAGCAGCCACGGAGACAGAUUACUAUGACCCAGAAGACCAAAAAGGUGAUAUACCAUUCUGCUGGUUCCACAGUUAAAGGCCUCCUUAGGAUAGGGUUCAUGUACCGGCACAAUGUGUGGUGGAACACCGUCACACAAGUGACAAAACAGUUCUUUAUUGCUGGUACCUCUGCCGCUCCUCCGGUUGAUGAUGCAUGUCAAGUUCCCAUGCAGCCCAAUCCACAUCAGGUCAAUUCAUCAGUAAGUGACCUAUAUGCAAGUGUUUGUGCCUUGGUUUUUCAGAUGGUUUCUGACCAAGAGAUUGCCUCCUACAACAGGAAGCUGCCCCUGGCGGAGAGGAAGGUGAUGACUUCAAACACCCCUGGCGACAUCAUCCCCCGUGCGGACCACCUUGUCACGGGGGCGCGCAAGGCCAUCGCGGCGGCCGGCAAGUUGCAGCGUGAGCUGUGCCCAAACGACCGCUGGAAGGUGAGCGAGACCGCCCUGGCCCAGCUCAAGAAGGACCUCGCCAACCUGCCCUACCAUGUGCUUGGCCGGCACGGAAACUGCGAUGAGCGCUACUGCAAGAGGAAGGACAAAGGCGAGCAAGACCUCGUCGAGGAGGCUGGGACCGUGUUCAAGGCCAUGUGUGAGCAGGUGGAGCAGAAGCUGCUUGUCCACGCGGCAUCACUGGUUUUCAACGAAAACACCAAUGAUUGCGAAAGGUACAUGACCAAGGUAGCGAAGAUGAAUGGUCACAAGGGCGUGGACAACUCUCGCGAUGGGCUGUCUUCAACUCUGAGCAGAAGUUCGAACUGUGAGGAAGAUGACAAUGUUCUUAUAAGUGAUCUUCAUUCCCUCCUUUUCGUCUCAGAUUCUGAUGAUGAGCCACCUGAGCAGCCAGGAAGCACCUCUGACCUCACAGGAAUAUCUUAG